AUGUCUGGAUUACCGCAGCGAAUUAUCAAAGAAACACAGAAACUACUCGGCGAGCCUUGCGAUGGCAUAACUGCAUUCCCCAGCGAAGACAAUGCCAGAUAUUUCCUGGUCACUAUCAAGGGUCCGUCUGAUAGCGCUUACGAUGGAGGACUGUUUCAUUUGGAAUUGUUUCUGCCCGAGGAUUAUCCGAUGACGGCUCCUAAAGUUCGAUUUACAACCAAGUUAUAUCAUCCAAAUGUGGACAAACUCGAUAAGUGGAGUCCGGCACUUCAGAUCCGAACCGUUCUGUUGUCGAUUCAGGCACUGUUAAGCGCUCCAAAUCCAGAUGAUCCCUUGGACAACGACGUAGCUUCUCACUGGAAGCAGAACGAACACGAAGCUCUCGAGAAAGGUGGGAGCAAGUAUCUGUUUUGCCGUUCCAUCAU
This is a messenger RNA of Dicrocoelium dendriticum, 425 nucleotides long. The record is from the annotation of a GenBank genome assembly. Lineage: Eukaryota; Metazoa; Platyhelminthes; Trematoda; Plagiorchiida; Dicrocoeliidae.